Messenger RNA from Moneuplotes crassus, 931 nucleotides. Lineage: Eukaryota; Ciliophora; Spirotrichea; Euplotida; Euplotidae. The record is from the annotation of a GenBank genome assembly.
GAAAAUUAGCUAUAAUCAUUAAAUAUGGCUGAUAAAUUAGCUAGAAUCUUUGGAACAGAAGAGGAUAAAGUUAAUUGUCCUUUCUACUUUAAGAUAGGAGCAUGCAGACAUGGUGAUACCUGUACUAGACUUCAUAACAAGCCAAUCCUUUCGCAGACAGUAAUGUUCUUCCACCUUUAUGAUAACCCUCCUUCAGCUGUAGCUUUUGCAGAUGGAAUGGAAGUACAAGAUAAUUCUCUAGAAGAAGCUGUGAAUCACUUUGAGGAAUUUUACGAAGACGUCUUCCUCCAGUUCAUCCAGUACGGAGAAGUCGAAGAGAUCCAUGUUUGUGAUAAUAUAGGCGACCAUAUUAUUGGAAACACUUAUGUAAAGUUCCAUUCCGAAACUGAAGCAAAGAUGUGCCUCGAAGACCUUAAUGGAAAGUACUACUCCGGUAGAAUUAUCUAUGGAGAAUAUUGCCCAGUUACCGAUUUUAGAGAAGCCAAGUGUAGACAGUACAAGGAAGGCAACUGUGAUAGAGGAGGCUACUGCAACUUCAUGCAUCUGAAGUACGUCUCAAAGCCUUUUAAAAAAGCUCUUUUCAAAUAUAUGUAUAAAGCUUAUCCUCAGUAUGCUGAACGUAGAAAGAAGGAGGAGGAAGAAGAAAGAGCACCUGAUGAUGGAUAUAAUAGAGGUAAAGAUAAUGAAUCUAGACCCGAAGCUUCAGGUCUCAGAGAGCCAAAGCAAGAAGCUGAACCUCCUCAGAGAGAACAGACUAGUGAGGAGAGAAGAGCAAUGAUUGCUUCCUGGAACCAAGAAGGAGGCAUGUCUUAAAUUUAGAUUGAGAUAAGACUGCUUGUUAUUAGGCUCAGCCAUUAGGUUGACCAUAUAGAUGAUUAUAGGCAUUUUCCCUUCCCGCUUAUAAGACUCCUAAUUAUUCGAACCAUUCAAC